Molecule: messenger RNA, 321 nt
Organism: Orbicella faveolata
Lineage: Eukaryota; Metazoa; Cnidaria; Anthozoa; Scleractinia; Merulinidae
Product: histone deacetylase complex subunit SAP18-like
Source: RefSeq, a predicted model, not a curated record
AUGACCAGGUCUUACACUCUCACAACGUUCCUACAAGUCAUGUACUGGAAUUUGAAGGAUGCCACACUGAAAGAGCUCAUGAGUCUAGUCAAGGAAGUAAACCCAGAUGCAAGACGUAAAGGCACAGUGUUUGACUUUGCCAUUGUAUUUCCAGACGCUCGUCGUGGUGGGUUCAUAAUGAAAGAAAUUGGUUCAACUGCAGCAGGACGCAAGGGGACAGAUGAUACUAUUACUCUAGAAUCCAAAAAGUUUCAAAUAGGAGAUUUCAUUGAUGUUGCUAUUCAGUCUCCAAGAAUUGGAAGGAGAGAUAGGCCUUACUAA